GGGUGCAGGAGCGCAGCCCGGCGGUGUCUGAGCGGCGGUCAUUGUUCGUUGCGGCGCAGCGAUGAGGGGCGACCGAGGCAGAGGCCGUGGCGGACGCUUUGGUUCCAGGUUCCGGCCCUUUGUGCCGCACAUCCCCUUUGAUUUCUAUGUCUGUGAGAUGGCUUUCCCUCGGGUGAAGCCUGCAGCUGAUGAGAGCGCAUUCAGCGAAGCCUUGCUGAAAAGGAACCAGGAUUUGGCACCGACUGCUGCAGAACAGGCUUCUAUCCUUUCUCUGGUGACCAAAAUUAACAACGUGAUCGAUAACCUCAUUGUAGCGCCGGGCACUUUUGAGGUGCAAAUCGAGGAGGUUCGCCAGGUCGGCUCCUACAAGAAGGGCACCAUGACGACGGGGCACAACGUGGCCGAUCUGGUUGUCAUCCUGAAAAUCUUACCCACCUUGGAAGCUGUGGCAGCCCUGGGAAACAAAGUAGUGGAAAGCCUGAGAGCGCAGGACCCCAGCGAAGUCCUCACCAUGCUGACCAACGAAACUGGCUUUGAGAUCAGCUCAGCCGACGCGACGGUGAAGAUCCUCAUCACCACGGUGCCGCCCAACCUCCGCAAGCUGGACCCUGAGCUGCACUUGGACAUCAAAGUGCUGCAGAGCGCCCUGGCCGCCAUCAGACACGCUCGGUGGUUUGAAGAGAACGCUUCUCAGUCCACGGUGAAGGUCUUAAUCCGGCUGCUGAAGGACCUGAGGAUUCGGUUCCCUGGCUUUGAGCCCCUCACCCCCUGGAUUCUGGAUUUGCUGGGGCACUACGCCGUGAUGAACAACCCCACCAGGCAGCCCCUGGCUCUCAACAUCGCCUACAGGCGCUGCCUUCAGAUCCUGGCUGCUGGGCUCUUCCUUCCCGGAUCCGUCGGU
This is a messenger RNA of Lagopus leucura (white-tailed ptarmigan), 901 nucleotides long. RefSeq names its product interleukin enhancer binding factor 2 (gene ILF2). The record is from RefSeq and is a predicted model, not a curated record. The transcript has 12 exons. The annotation marks the transcript as partial. Lineage: Eukaryota; Metazoa; Chordata; Aves; Galliformes; Phasianidae.